This is a messenger RNA of Cryptosporidium muris RN66, 564 nucleotides long. RefSeq lists its product as uncharacterized. The coding region runs from base 1 to 564 and encodes 187 amino acids. The transcript has a single exon. Lineage: Eukaryota; Apicomplexa; Conoidasida; Eucoccidiorida; Cryptosporidiidae. The record is from RefSeq and is a predicted model, not a curated record.
AUGGAGUCUGAGUAUAGUCCGGGUGUAUAUGGAGGUUUAGGUCUUGACCAGGAGCCUAGUCAGAGUAAUGACUUGGCUUAUCUUGACAGACUCGAGUCUAACAUAAUGUUGGAUGAUGAUGAGCUGUCAGAUACUGCCAAACAGUUAAUACACCAAACUACCGGUAGUGUACUUCGCACCUUAACUUUUAGCGAUACAGGAGGUCUGAAAGGGGCCCUUGAGAGGGCUUAUACAUUAAGACAAGAAACUCUAAGACACUCAAAAGAUGAGAUCGUAGAUGCCUAUAGAAGACGGGCUAGGCUAGCAGCCAUAGUGUCAAGACGUAGGAUAACCUUACAACACCUCAGAGCAAGAUAUAAUGUAGUUGCAAGACUUAAACAAGGCCUAAAGGUAGCGGGACGUAAUGAUGGCAUAGAUAGCAAAGAACCUACGGGUAGUGAGCCAAACCUACAAAGACAGAGCACCUCAUUAGCACCUGUGAGAUUUAGUAGUAGAAGUCUAUCUGAUGCCAUAGCAUUACAGCAAAUAGCAAACCUACAAAUUGGGUCAACCCCAGAAACUUGA